AGGCAAAACCAACAUAAGUUUUCACAUUCUGAAGCUGUUCUUGAUCUCUAGACUUUUUUCCUAUAUAUCCACUUUGUUUAAAGCAGUCUUUGAUGGGAAGGCUGAAUAAUGAUACUAAUGUUGCAGGUCCUUCAAUUGCACUAUUACAAGAAAGAUUCAGACAAUUGGAAAAAGCAAGAGAACAGAGAGAAGACAAGACACUAAAAUUGUUCCCAGAACCUGAGGUGAUGAAUAUUUCAACCAAGAAUUGUAUUCCUGCAAAUAAGCAAGGAUUGCAACAUGAUCAAAUUGUAAUUUUUCCAUCUGAAAAGGAUCAUCUUUCACUUGGACUCAGCUUGAAUAACAGCAAACAAACAGGACAAACCCGAUGCACAAGGCAUUUCGCGUUAACACAGGCUCCGGGGAAGGGCUGCACCCCGGGGUGUGAUGUAUACAGCCUACCCUAAUGCAGCAUUAGGAUAGGUUGCUUCCACAGCUCGAACCCGUGACCUACAGGUCACACAGAGACAACUUUACUGUUGCUCUAAGGCUCCCCUCCGCGUCUCUUCAUUUAUAGGCAUAUAAUAAUUUUUUGUCAGAUUUUUAUUUCAUUUUUACUUGUUCUCCUGACUGUAAAUAAAAGAUCAUUGUUCAAGCUCUCCUCAGUAUGUAAUCACACGUUUCCUUAAUUCCUUUUUCAAGAA
Molecule: messenger RNA, 683 nt
Organism: Nicotiana tabacum (common tobacco)
Lineage: Eukaryota; Viridiplantae; Streptophyta; Magnoliopsida; Solanales; Solanaceae
Source: RefSeq, a predicted model, not a curated record